AUGACAGCUGUCAAAGGUCAUCUUCGUGAAUUGCACUUUGAAGGCGGUAUUAAUAAAAAUUGGAGCGAUUAUCCUCUUGAAGAUCUCUUUAGAACUCCCCUUACCAAAAUUGUUCCUACUCAUUUUAAGCCUUUAGCCGAUAACAUUACUCAAGAAAUUAAAUAUUCAGACACGCUCUUUAUAUGGACUGACUGCGAUCGUGAAGGAGAGGCUAUUGGUGCCGAUAUUGCUGAUCUUUGUCUGCGAACAAAACCCAAUUUAACAGUAUGGCGUGCACGAUUUUCAGCAAUGCAACCGAAUGAAAUUCAUUAUGCUGCACAACAUCCUACUCAACUUGACAUGAAACAAGUAGAAGCAGUUAGAGCACGAUCCGAACUUGAUCUUCGUAUUGGUGCAGCAUUUACUCGUUUACAAACCAUUAACUUACGUCCGUAUUUCUCAUCAUCUGCAAAGAAUAAAGUACUUAGUUAUGGAAGCUGUCAAUUUCCUACACUAGGCUUUGUUGUCGAUCGUUAUUUGCAAGUUCAAAAUUUUAUACCUGAGGAAUUCUGGAAAAUCGUGAUGACUUAUGCACAGCCAAAUCAGGGUGAGCAACAACAACAACAACAACAAAAGGGACAAGCGUCACUAAAGACAACAUUUAAUUGGAGACGAGAUCACCUUUUUGAUCGUUGGGCGUGUUUUACUUUAUAUGAAAAAUGCUUUGAAAAAAAAAUAGCAACGGUUACUAAAGUAAAAUCAAAACAGACAUCAAAAUGGAAACCAUUGCCGUUAACAACGGUUGAGAUGCAAAAAAUUGGGUGUCGCGUGUUGAAUAUGUCAGGUAGUCAUCUCAUGACGAUUGCAGAAGGGCUUUAUACGUCAGGUUUAAUUAGUUAUCCUCGUACAGAAACAGAUCAAUAUGAUUCAAGUUUUGAUUUUAUGAAAUAUAUUAAUAUGCAGACUCAAGACUCACAAUGGGGUCAAUAUGCAAGAUUACUUCGUGACGGUGAGUUUGAGAAACCUCGUAAUGGUAAAAAUAACGAUAAAGCGCAUCCUCCUAUUCAUCCUACAGGUUAUGAUGCCCGCUUAAGUGGUGAUCCUAAGCGUGUUUAUGAAUUUAUCACACGACGCUUUUUAGCAAGUUGUUGGAAAAAUGCAAUUGGCUUUGAAACAGCCGUUGAGGUGAAGAUAGAUACUGAAUAUUUUGAUACUAAAGGGCUUGUGAUCCUUGAAAAAAACUUUCUUGAAGUCUAUACUUAUGAUAAAUGGAAAGGUAACGAAAUACCUGAGUUUCAUGAAGGUGACGAAUUUAUCCCUGAUCAGCUUGAGAUGCAACGAGGCCAGACCACACCACCUCGUCUCCUUACUGAACCAGAUUUAAUCAGUAUGAUGGAAAAAAAUGAAAUAGGAACAGAUGCAACCAUUGCUGAACACAUUCAAAAGAUUUUGGAUCGAGAAUAUGUCUAUAAAGAAAAUCAAUAUUUUAAACCGUUGACAUUAGGAAUUGCUUUAAUUUUGGGAUAUGAUCAAAUUGGUUUAGAGGCGAGUCUUAGUAAACCAUUUCUUAGACGACAGGUAAAUAAAUAA
Cokeromyces recurvatus is the source of this 1569-nucleotide messenger RNA. Its product is annotated as DNA topoisomerase. Bases 1 to 1569 code for a protein of 522 amino acids. Gene Ontology annotation, cellular component: nucleus. Lineage: Eukaryota; Fungi; Mucoromycota; Mucoromycetes; Mucorales; Mucoraceae. Gene Ontology annotation, biological process: DNA topological change. The transcript has 2 exons. Gene Ontology annotation, molecular function: DNA topoisomerase type I (single strand cut, ATP-independent) activity; DNA binding. The record is from RefSeq and is a predicted model, not a curated record.